GUCGCUCUCAGCUACGACAUGCAUAACGCAUGAGAGCUCGAGCGAGAUCUUUCUAACCCGUCUCUCUUCCGUCGCCAUACACACGUACACAUACACAUACACACAUUCACAUACAUAUACUCUCUCUCGCUCUCUCUCUCUCUCUCUCUCUUUUCUUAUACUCUCUCACCCACACGCUUUUCCACAUAUACACGUAUACCGUAUGUAUACGCACACGUACACUCAUGUAAAGAGAGGGACAUCUACCAUCAGAAGGAACAUACACGCACGUCAUCAUAUACCUACUCUACUCCCGCCGAGUCGAGUCUCUUCCGUUCCGCGAUUACCGUCGUACGUCCCUUUACGCCGAGCCGGUCGGUCGGUUGCUCGCUGCUCGGUCGUCGGUCCGCGGUGGCAACCCCUGAGUGCAGUCGCGCCGUGCAUCGUCAUCAUCGGUACGCGUCCACUACGUCGGGACCGCAGACACGACGCCAGUGUGGAGUAAACUUCGCAUCGUCGUAGACAUCAUCGUCGUCGUCGUCAUCGAGCCAAGAUUAGUGAUUACUCGACAAGUUUGAAUCCCCACCAGGGAUGUGUGACCUCGGCUGAAUCGAUAUCCUCGCGAGUGACUUUCCGACUCGACUCGAGGGUUGGCCAGAGUAUAUCAUAGCCAGGAAGCGAGCUUUCAUUUCACGUGUGAUUAUCGUGCGGAGACGAGUGAGACGCGACGAUAGAGCUGACGAUAGAGAGAGAGAACGAGAGGAAGAACCAAGUUUUGGAGCGCCGCGGCAGAGCGGUGCUCCGAUUCGGAGACGCGGAGACCCACCCCGACCCCGGCGGAGUAGCGAGGGAAAGGCGAGGGAAGUAGUAUAUCGACAACCCUUUCUCAUCGCAGACUCAUCGAUGUUUCCGUGUUGUCGCAUACAUGACAUUUUCGAGAAACUAUGGACGAAACUUCGUCGCGAGCGACGACCAGCUUCGUCUGGUAUCCAGUGUAUCGACGCGAACUGUGGAUUGUGCGACAAGUGAUCAGUGACUAAGAAAUUUUCUUCUCGAGGAUCAAUUGAUCGUGAGAUGACUAGAGAUAAAACAUAUAACUGACAACACCGGAAUCUAUUCUAUUCUGGAAGAAUCAAGGACAAGGAGAUUCUAUCGAUAAUCAUUACUAAUUCUCUUGAGACUUCUUUGCUUACAUAAUCUUUCUGUCCACUAACAAAAGUCAAGAUUCAGAAGAUUAUUUGCGAAAGGGGUGCAAGUGAGAAACAUACCCCGUGGAAGUUCCACGGCGGAAAAUCACACGGGAGAGGGUUUCACUAAGCCUCUCGACGAGCGGGAAGUAGAUGGCCGCUACUACGUACAUGCCGGUUAGUAGCGCAGUGUCUACCGACCUGGAUGGUGGUUCAGGUACAACGAUCGGGAUGAACAUCGCCGUGGGUGGCUACUCUUCGGGCUCGCCCCGCAGCGCCGCCGACGCUGGCGAGAUGAAGUACAUGCCGGCGCCGCAGCAUCAUCAUCACCAUCACCAUCACCAUCAGGUGACGUCUUCGCCGUCGCCGAACGGACUCUCCCAUCCGGCGGCGAGUCUCUCGUCGGCGAAUCCCUGGGUGAGCUUACAGCCUGGCAGCGAUCCCUGGGCGGCUUCGAUGGGCAUGCACCAUACUACCCAUCAUCCGCACCACCAUCCCCAUCAGGCGAACGCGAGUCUCGAUGUAAAACCGUUGACCGCGGCGGCCGCGGCGACCGCGACGGACCAGGGUAUGCACCAUCGGGGCCCGCAUCAGUCCCCGGGCAUGGCCUCGCCGCACUCUUGGCAUGCACCAGUCGUCCCGUCGGCGCAUUACAACCCGAGCGGUGGUGCGGCCUCGCCCACUACCCUUCAACAGUACCAUGCAGCGAUGAAUGGCAUGCUGCAUCAACAUCCACAUCAACAUCCGCAUCAGCUGCACAACCAUCAGACCGGUCUACCUCAUCAUCUGAGGGAUGCGCACAAUCACAGUCCACCGUCGGGGCAUCCUCUGCACGCGGGCCAUCCUCUCGAUAGGGAUCAUAGCGCUGGUGAGGAAGACACGCCAACGUCGGACGAUCUCGAGGCCUUUGCCAAACAGUUCAAACAACGACGCAUUAAGCUCGGCUUCACCCAGGCGGACGUCGGUCUCGCGCUCGGUACUCUCUACGGCAACGUCUUCUCGCAGACGACAAUAUGCAGGUUCGAGGCUCUACAACUGAGCUUUAAAAAUAUGUGCAAGCUGAAGCCGCUGCUGCAGAAGUGGCUCGAGGAGGCGGACUCGACGACCGGCUCGCCGACGAGCAUCGACAAAAUCGCCGCUCAGGGAAGGAAGCGAAAGAAGAGAACGUCGAUCGAGGUAUCAGUCAAAGGUGCUCUUGAGCAACACUUCCACAAGCAGCCGAAGCCUUCGGCCCAAGAGAUCACGUCGCUAGCGGACUCGUUGCAACUCGAGAAAGAAGUGGUCAGGGUGUGGUUCUGCAAUCGGCGGCAAAAGGAGAAAAGAAUGACGCCGCCCAAUACGCUCGGCGACGGCAUGAUGGAGGGUAUGCCGCCAGGUCACCAGAGCCAGGGCGGCCUUCAUCAGGGUUAUCAUCCGCAGGAUCACCUGCACGGCUCGCCCAUGGGCCACAGUCACAGUCCGCCGAUGCUCAGUCCUCAGGCCCUUACGGCCCACUCGCUCGCGGCUCACUAGCGUUCGCCGGGGCCUCCCCCGUUGGGCCUCGCGGUAACCUCGCAGAACUCGGCGAAUGUGUCGUCAACGGCAGAAACGACGACACUGCCACCGUUCUAUCAUCAUUACCUUCAGGCACGCACCGGCAGUUACACGACCUCGUAGCUGACCGACUCGCGGCGCCCUUUCUAUCUACCGGACGGCGGCGCUCGUUAUCAAGACGAGGGUACGGAAUGGUGGCUCGUUCGACGAGGUUCAACGGGGUUUAACGAGGCCGAGACCGGUCCAUUGGGGAGGCUGAGAAGCUGACGCGCUCGGUCGGUGAUUUUUUGCCGACCUUGACCGCGCGCAUAGACCCAGAAAGAGGAGGAUAAAAGCUGCGGACGGAACAGACAGAAUAAGAAAAAUACGAAAUAAGAGAGGAUCAUCGCCGUGAGUGUCACGGCCGUCGAUGAACAUCGUGGUCAUUCUUCGCCCGAGUUCUUCAUGGUAUCUUCGUCGCCGAAGUAUCAUUCUCAUCGUUAUCGAGACUUCACCGUUCCUCGAACGGCAUUGGCUAUUUUUCCUCCAUCGACAAAGUCCCGGUGAUAAGUGAAAUGUCUUCAUCGUGUUUUUCGCAACGUGACGCAAGAGAAAACCCAGUAGCGUUCUCUCAAAGGGUACCAUUGACGGCCGUAGUAAUGACGUUCCUCCUUCGCGCGGCCAGGUCGGAGCUCGUUCGUCCGUUCGUAAAGUCUGAUCGCGGACCUGUUGGCUGUUUGCUGUUGUUAUUGUUGUUGUUUCAUCGUCAUCGGUGAACGGAAGUGAUUUACUUGGCGGUCUUCGAUAGGGACCCGAGAAAGAAUGGUUUAAUAACGAGGUGCGCGGAUGCAAGGUGGACUUAGGCGAGGGUGCGGCUAAAAGGUGUUUUCUUUCUCUCGCCUGCGAACAAAGUGGGAAUAUCGAACACGGAACGCAUCGCAAGGGUGCCUCCUCGCGCGUGCGAUUCUCCCUUAUCUCCCGCGGAGUCCGAAAUUCGCGGCGGACGAACGGGCGUCAAGAAAGGAACAUACGUAAGGAGCGAGUGCUGUGUUCGCGCGGGAUUUGCUCGAAGUAAACCCGGCGUGGAUGAUGUAACAUAAGUAAAUAUGGAUUGUAAAUAAUGUACUAGAUAAAGCUAGUAAGUUAAGUGAGAGAGAGAGAGAAAGAGAGAGAGAGAGAGCAUGAAUCGUCGUCGUCGUUGUCGUCGACUACGAGCGAGAAACAGACGCGGGAGCUGGAAUAAAUGGAG
Pogonomyrmex barbatus (red harvester ant) is the source of this 3927-nucleotide messenger RNA. RefSeq names its product ventral veins lacking (gene vvl). The record is from RefSeq and is a predicted model, not a curated record. Gene Ontology annotation, cellular component: nucleus. Lineage: Eukaryota; Metazoa; Arthropoda; Insecta; Hymenoptera; Formicidae. Gene Ontology annotation, biological process: brain development; regulation of transcription by RNA polymerase II. Gene Ontology annotation, molecular function: DNA-binding transcription factor activity, RNA polymerase II-specific; RNA polymerase II cis-regulatory region sequence-specific DNA binding.